AUGUCUUCCCUUGCGGCCACGGCAGCCGCCUUCUUCUUUUGGCUGAGGCCGGAGACUGAACAAAGCACAUUUUCGGCGAGUGCCAAUGGCGCCGCCACCCGUGUUUCGAAGCGCCAGACAAAGACGGAUCGAUCCCCGAGAACGGAAUAUCCCGACAUCAACACCCUCCGUAAUGCCAUUCCGGCACACUGCUUCCAACCAUCCCUGUGGAUAUCCUGCGCGUACCUCGUGCGGGAUAUCGCCUUCAUUUCCGCGCUUGCCUACGCCGCGAUAACCUAUAUACCCCAGGUCGAGAAUUCGUACCUCCAUGCCGCAGCCUGGACCGUGUACGGCUUUGUGCAGGGCCUGGCAUGCACCGGCCUCUGGAUUCUCGCCCACGAGUGUGGCCAUGGUGCUUUCUCUCUGCAUACUCGUGUGAACAACGUCAUUGGCUGGGCUGCGCACUCAUUCUUGCUCGUGCCCUACUACUCCUGGAAGUUCUCCCACGCACGCCAUCACCGCUUCACGGGUCACAUGGAGAAGGAUAUGGCUUUUGUGCCUCGAACCGAGGAACAACAUCGAAACCGGCGAUUCUUGGGCAUCUUCAAGGUCGAUAGCGAUCUCUUUGAGGACGCUCCCAUUGUGUCCCUGAUCCGACUACUCUCCCAUCAGCUGUUCGGGUGGCAGGCGUACCUUUUCUUCAAUGUUACUUCCGGCGUCGACAGCCUUCAGCGCGAGCCGUCGGGAUGGUGGCCUCAAAGCCAUUUUGACCCCACCAGUGCCAUCUUCAGGCCUAGCGAGAGGCUUUACGUUUUCAUCACCGAUAUCGGUAUCUUGAUUACCGCCGCUAUGAUCUAUUAUGGCACGACCAUUUUCGGGGCAUGGAACAUGUUUUUGCUCUAUGGCGUGCCAUAUUUCUGGGUGCACCACUGGCUGGUGGCCAUUACCUACCUUCAUCACACGCAUCCCGAUCUCCCUCAUUUUGAUGCCCAAAACUGGACCUUUGUCAAGGGUGCUCUCGCGACCAUCGAUCGGGACUUCGGCUUCAUUGGCCGAAACCUGUUCCACGGCAUCAUUGAGACACACGUUGUCCACCAUCUCUUCUCUAAAAUCCCCUUCUAUUACGCCGAUGAGGCGACUGAGGCUAUCAAGCCCAUCUUGGGAGACUUGUAUCACAGCGAUCACACGUUUGUCGACAAGCUUUGGCCCACAUUUACCGAAUGCAAGUAUGUCGUGCCGGACUCGGCUGCAACCGGUGAGAUGCAUUGGGCCCACAUGGUGAAAAAUGAGUAA
Messenger RNA from Scedosporium apiospermum, 1272 nucleotides. Its product is annotated as Delta(12) fatty acid desaturase. Gene Ontology annotation, biological process: lipid metabolic process. Lineage: Eukaryota; Fungi; Ascomycota; Sordariomycetes; Microascales; Microascaceae. Gene Ontology annotation, molecular function: oxidoreductase activity. The coding region runs from base 1 to 1272 and encodes 423 amino acids. The transcript has 4 exons. The record is from RefSeq and is a predicted model, not a curated record.